AUGAGACAGAGUUUGGCGUCAAUGGCUGAAGAACCCAACACUUCAAUGUCAGUUCUCGCCUCCCAAAUAUGCAAUCAAAUAAGCUCCGUUUUCACCGCACACACCUCAAAACCACCUGCCAUGAACGUUCUAGUGGAGGAAAUCGCCGCCGCCGCCGCCAGCCGUAACGGAAAAGUCUUCGUCUAUGGCGUAGGCAGAGAAGGUCUGAUGCUUAAGGCCCUAUCCAUGAGACUCUUCCACCUUGGCCUCUCAGUUCACUGCAUCUUCGACAUGACCACUCCCCCAAUUUCCUCUCUCGAUCUCUUAAUCGCCUCUGCCGGUCCCGGUGGUUUCUCCACCGUCGACGCUAUAUGCAGCGUGGCGAAAUCCAACGGCGCUCGUGUUCUCUUACUUACUGGUCAGCCUGAAUCCGGAUCCUCCGUGAAGUAUGCAACUGUGGUAGCCCACAUACCGGCUCAAACAAUGGCGGACGAUCGGGAUCACGAUCGAAAGGGGGAAAGUGAAUCCAGACCGUUGCUUCCAAUGGGGAGUCUAUAUGAAGGGGCCAUGUUUGUGUUGUUCGAGAUUGUGGUUUUCAAAUUGGGUGAGAUUUUGGGGCAGAGCCCUGAUGACGUUCGAGCUCGCCAUACCAAUCUAGAGUAA
Messenger RNA from Fraxinus pennsylvanica, 642 nucleotides. Lineage: Eukaryota; Viridiplantae; Streptophyta; Magnoliopsida; Lamiales; Oleaceae. The record is from the annotation of a GenBank genome assembly.